AUGUAUACACCUGCAAAGUAUGUUGAUAUUAUUGUUAACGUCCUUUGGAAUCCGACUACUGAGUAUUCGAUCAAUGGAAACAAAUAUAUCUUGGUAAUAACUGACUAUUACACGACGUAUGUUGUUGCUCAUCCUGUACCUGAUAAUUCCGCUAUAACUGCAGCGCGCUGUUUUGUGGAACAAUUUGUUUUCAAAUAUCGUAUUCCACGACGAUUAAUUACAGACCAAGGAAUCCAUUUUAAAAAUGAAUUGAUGAAAAAUUUAACAACAUUGCUCGGAAUACAUCAUAUUCACACAUCGGCAUACCAUCCACAGGGAAAUGGGUUAGUAGAGAGGUUCAAUGGUACUUGUCAUCCUCAAUUGGCCAAACUUCAUAAUGUUGAAUUAAACAAUUGGGAUGAGUAUUUAGCUCCGGUUAUAUAUGCUUACAAUACAGGUAUACAAAACAGUACUGGGUAUAGUCCAUUUCAAUUAAUGUUUGGAAGAAAUUCUAAUUUACCACUCGAUCAUACAUCUACUACAUUUAUUUUACAGCGAACGAAUGAUUAUUAG
This is a messenger RNA of Adineta ricciae, 552 nucleotides long. Lineage: Eukaryota; Metazoa; Rotifera; Eurotatoria; Adinetida; Adinetidae. The record is from the annotation of a GenBank genome assembly.